UCACUACCCAUCCAAAUAAUCUCAUUUUUGGCAAUUUCCCAUAAAACAUCGUGUUGAAAAAUAAUAAUGAUAACCGGAACGCCAUAUUCCACGGCUUCUCCGUCGCACCAAGGCUGAGCUCUCCGGUGUAGUGAGAGAGAGAAGAGGAAGAGAAGAGAGAGAAGGAGCAGGACAACGAAGCGUUUCUGACAAUGGAAAUGGAAAUCAUAGACUUUACAAGAAAACUAAUUAAAUUAUCUCCAUUUCUGCUCUACGCGGCUAUAUGAAUGCUUCAUUCUUCCUUUUCUUUUUUCAUUUUUUUCAUGAUUUGGAUCUUGGAAAACCCACCCCCCCGACUUGGUUCUUCCCUCGAGAUCAUUAUUCUGUGAAUUUCCUUCAUCAGUGAUCAGUCAAUUUUCAGAUUUUUUUUAACUUUUUGACAUUUAUUCCUCUCAUUGGAGGAGUGCGUAUUGGUAGAUAGCAAGCGAAAUGCAAAUUGUUUAGAAAUUUAGCUGCUGUACAUUUUGUUGAAGAUGAAGACAACUCAGGCAUGGUGUCCUAGUGAGAUGCAGAUUUUGCCAGGGUCUCGCCAUCGUACUCAUAUGAAAAAGCCGUUAUGGAUUAUCGUCUUGGUUUCCUUUAUCAUUGUCUUCCUUAUCUCUGCUUACAUGUAUCCACCCCAAACUAGUGGUGCCUGUUACAUUUUUUCUUCUCGAGGUUGUAAGGUCAUUACGGACUGGCUUCCACCUGCUCCUGCUAGAGAACUUACUGAUGAAGAGGUUGCUUCUCGUGUUGUUAUUCGAGAAAUUUUGAACUCACCUAUUGUAUCUUCAAAAACUCCAAAGGUAGCAUUUAUGUUUUUGACUCCUGGGUCUUUGCCGUUUGAGAAGCUGUGGGGCAAAUUUUUCAAUGGUCAUGAAGACAAAUUCACUGUUUAUGUCCAUGCAUCUAAGGAGAAACCAACUCAUGUCAGCAGCCACUUCUUGAAUCGGGAUAUUCAUAGUGGUCAGGUAGUGUGGGGUAAAAUUACCAUGGUUGAUGCGGAGAGAAGAUUGUUGGCAAAUGCUCUGAAAGAUCCAGAUAAUCACCAUUUUGUUUUACUUUCGGAUAGUUGCGUGCCUUUGUAUAGUUUUGACUAUAUCUACAAGUAUCUGAUGCAUUCAAAUAUAAGUUUUGUUGACAGCUUUAAGGAUCCUGGGCCACAUGGGAAUGGCAGGUAUUCAGAGCACAUGUUACCGGAAGUGGAGGAGAAACACUUUAGAAAAGGUGCACAGUGGUUCACAAUGAAACGGCAGCAUGCUUUAAUAGUUUUGGCUGACAAUCUUUAUUACUCCAAAUUUCGCGAUUACUGCCGGCCAGGUUUAGAAGGGCACAAUUGCAUAGCUGACGAGCAUUACUUGCCGACGUUUUUCAAUAUGAUUGAUCCUACUGGAAUCGCAAAUUGGUCAGUAACACAUGUUGAUUGGUCUGAAAGAAAGUGGCAUCCAAAAUCGUAUAGAGCCGAGGAUAUUACCUAUGAGCUUUUGCAGAAUAUUACGUCGAUUGAUGUGAGUGUGCAUGUUACAAGUGACCAGAAGAAAGAAGUACAAAGGUGGCCUUGUUUGUGGAAUGGUUUACAACGGCCAUGUUACCUAUUUGCAAGAAAAUUUUAUCCUCAAGCUUUGGAUAAGUUGCUGUAUCUUUUCUCCAACUAUACAACAAUUUGAGUUAGGUUUUUAUGUUUACAUUUACUUUUGAAGUUUCAAAUUCUUUUGGAACAUCAAUAACUUCAGAGUUUUCUGUUCAAUCUGGCCUUUUAUUCAGUUCUAGGUUGUAAAUUCCUGGCCUUGGGAAGGUUUGAAUGUGACCAACCACCUUUCUUGUGUGCAUCGACCUGCUUGCCGAGUGUCUGGUGAUCUGAGAUUGAAGGAAACUAACAUGUUGGUGUUGCUUCCUCGGGGAUGGGCAUAUUUUCUAAUUUUUACUUCAUAUUUUUUACUUUUUUUUCUUUUUUCUUUAGAACAGAAGAACAGACAAUUUUGAAGGAAGAUAAUUUCCUUAGAUCUUGUAGUAAUAUUUUGUAAACAUGUGGAUCUGAAAUUUUGUUCUUGCAAAUUUUUACAAAUAUAUAUUUUAAGUUUCAAAGUACCACAUUUCUGUGCUGCACUUCAAUUGCAAAGCUCUACAAACAGGAAGGACAAAAAGCUCAACUUAUCUCAUAAGGUUUGGAAAUGGACUAAUUGCACUACUCAAUCUGUUAACUUUUAUAUGUCCAGAACAUUUUCCUCCUCUGCUUCUAGUUCAUUAGAAACCGACUUUCCAGGCGCUUUUUGCAGAAGUGCCAUCCUUCUAAUGCCAAAGUCAAUUGACGUUAUCCAUAAUCUCGUCCACAUUGAUCACGACAAAGCCUUCACGUUUGGCAACCAAGCUGAUCCACCGCAACUCAUAUCUACAUCCACUCUAUGACCAAAAUGAGACAGUUGAGGACCGAUCGAAGAGAGAGCAGACAAGCUCAAUCGAACGCUUUGAUUUUCUCGAGUCAAAGAUUAAAGAACUGAAGUCUGUUGGUAAUGAAGCUCGAUCAAGUCUCAUUCCUUUCAAUCGAGGUAGUGGGUUUCUUGUUAAUUUGUCAAUCGGUUCGCCACCCGUGACACAGCUCGUAGUGGUCGACACUGGUAGCUCCCUCCUGUGGGUGCAAUGUUUGCCUUGUAUCAACUGUUUUCAACAAUCGACCUCAUGGUUCGAUCCUUUGAAAUCAGUAAGUUUCAAAACAUUGGGUUGUGGGUUUCCUGGGUAUAACUACAUUAAUGGUUACAAAUGCAAUCGGUUUAAUCAAGCUGAGUACAAGUUGAGGUACCUUGGUGGGGAUUCCUCACAAGGAAUUCUUGCCAAGGAAUCACUUCUCUUUGAGACACUUGAUGAAGGUAGAGUUUUUCAAUACAAUGCUAUUUCAACACAAAUAAGUUGAUAAAUAAAUUUGACUUUCUUAA
Messenger RNA from Cucumis sativus (cucumber), 2948 nucleotides. Its product is annotated as glycosyltransferase BC10. The transcript is spliced from 12 exons. Gene Ontology annotation, cellular component: membrane. NCBI's taxonomy places the organism in Eukaryota, Viridiplantae, Streptophyta, Magnoliopsida, Cucurbitales, Cucurbitaceae. Bases 513 to 1685 code for a protein of 390 amino acids. The record is from RefSeq and is a predicted model, not a curated record. Gene Ontology annotation, molecular function: glycosyltransferase activity.